Molecule: messenger RNA, 5789 nt
Organism: Xyrichtys novacula (pearly razorfish)
Lineage: Eukaryota; Metazoa; Chordata; Actinopteri; Labriformes; Labridae
Source: the annotation of a GenBank genome assembly
CUCUUCCUGUCUGGGGACGGUUUCCUGCCUGAGCACAAAGUGUUUCCACAUGAAAUCUGAUCUGAGCGAGUCAGGGAAGGGUUAACCCUCCUGCCCUAAAACCUGUUCCUACUCGCCUCUCAAACAUUUCAAACUUUUAGCCCCGAGGUUUCUGCUGGGUUUUUUUAUUUCAGCACAGUUUACAGACGCUCCAGUUCCUCUCUUCUUCUCCUUCAGUUCAGCAUGUUGGUCUCCAGAUUUCUCUGCAGGUUCAGUCCCGGAUGUGUCAGACUGCGGAUCUAUCCGGUAAGUUUAAGAAAAAAGGGGGAAGCUGCUUUUGUUACAGGAUUGAAUAGUUCAGCUGAAUCAUGUUUGCUGUGAACCAAAUAUCCUCUGUCUGUGGGUUCAAACUGGGCAGGAACUAAAACAGCUGCACCGGCAUCACAACAGACACAGGAACCAAACUCCCUCUGUUGUUGUUGUUCAAAGUUCUCCCGGUCCUCUGGGUUUGCAGCAGAAAUCUACAGUUUUUACUGACUCUGCUCUCAGUUACAGACAGGAAUGUGCGUCUGUGUCGGGUGUGAUGGCGUGCAGCUGUAAAUCUCUUUUUGUCCGUCCUCCAACUUUUUCUCAGUAUUUCUCAACUCCUCUCUCUCUGCUCUGGUAUCUCUGUGACCACACCUCUUUGGUGGAGAAGACCGUUCGUUUCAGCGUUCGCUGCUCUCCCGCCUCUUUAAAGGGAUAUUCUGGCGUAAAAUUAAUUUAGGGGUCAAACAAAAUGUAACACCGAGUUAGACCUCCCCUCCAGAGAUGAAUGUUGCCGACCGCUUGCUUCUCUAGUUAUACCAACUUUAGUAACAACCGCACGAUAGCAAUACACAGCGGUCUGAGGAGCCAUAAACAAACCUCAAACAAAGGUGUUUUUAUUGAGCCGAAUUAUCAAUAAACACAUGAUUUUGUUAACAGGUAUGGAUUUAUGUGCUGUUGAGUUAAUAUAUUUGAAUAAGAGCACAGUAAAGUUAAAUUAGCGAAUUUUCCAAUGAGGUUCUGUUACUGAACAGAAUCAUGUUCUACUCAGGUUAGUACAUAUAGGGUCACAGCCAUAGUACUAGACACCAAACAUCUUUUUAACUUUAGCAAAGAGACUAAACACAACUCACCUACUCUCUUCCAGCAGACGCUUGUUUGUAGAGAGACCUCAGGCCAGUCCAUUACAGACUACAGCGGGGUGCCACAGCUCAAGGAAGAACGCUUAAGAUAACUUCUUCAUGGAAAUGCAAUCAGAUUAUAGACUGUAUAGAAUAGACGCCGUCUGCCUCCUCUCUGGGUGAAGCCACUCCAAGAACAGCGCCCUCUGGUGGCUGCAGUAUAGGUCAUAAAUCCUGCCUCCUUAUGGAGCUGUGGACAAACUUUAAAAAAUUAAUGACACAGAAUAUAAAUGUUUCUCCCUUAAGACCUUAAGGCAGAAGAACUAACGCGUCUACAGAGAAAAGUGAUGGUGAUUAUUACUUCAAGGAAAUGAAGAAAUGAUCAUAAAUGUUCUUCCUUGAGCUGCGGCACCCCACUGUAGUCCGUAAUGGACUGGCCUGAGGUCUCGCUACAAACAAGCGUCUGCUGGAAGAGGGUAGGUGAGUUGUGUUUAGUCUCUUUGCUAAAGAAAUGAGUCAAAGUUAAAAAGAUGUUUGGUGUCUAGUACUAUGGCUGGGACCCUAUAUGUACUAACCUGAGUAGAACAUGGUGUAGCUCCGUUUAGUAACAGAACCUCAUCGGAAAAUUAGCUGAUUUAAAUUUACUGUGCUCUUGUUCAAACAUACUAACUCAACAGCACAUAAAUCCAUACCUAUUAACAAAAUUACGAUUUUAUUAUUAAUUCGGCUCAAUAAAAACUUGGUGUUACGGUGCGUUUGACCCUAAAUUUUACGCCGGAAUAUCCCUUUAACAUCAUAUGACUGAAACAAAGACUUGCUGACCAAGUCUUCUCUCUUUCUCCUCCAGCCCAGUUCAGUCUGGUCUUCAGGACUGGUUUCCAGUUACAGCAGCCAGCCUCCAUCCAAAGGUAAACUCACUUUCACUCAAACAUCUACCGUCUACACUUGUGAGUCACAUGACCAUGGGAUGUGACCUUUGACCCCUCCUCUCUGUCUCUCUCUCUCUCUCUCUUUUUAGAUGCCUACCUACAUUACAGCUUCGGUCGCCCCGUCCUCUCUCUGCGCCUCCCCGCAGGUCAGCAGUGUCGUUUCACUCUGACGCCAAUGUUGACCACGGUGGGUGACCUCCUGCAAAACAUCACAGCCAAAGACCCCGGGGUCCACACGACCAGUCUGCUGAACGGAGGUAAGGUCACGUGACCUGAAACACGUAACCCCUUCCUCUGAGACAUUAUCAGGACUCUCUUAUCUCCUGCAGACGGACAGAGAAUCUCGUCCUGCACGUUCAUGGAAACGGUUUUAAAUAAAGAUUUCCAGCUGGUCAUCAACGACGUCACACACAACGUUCGCUCACUUGGUCAAGGUAAAAGCGUCUUUUUUCAUGCAGCCUGGAGGAGUAAAUAUUUCAGCAUCAGUCCAUGAAGUGUUCGCUGGUUCAGUCCACCGUAAACCUGUGGGUCUGUGUCCAUCAGAGUCGUCUCACGAACACGUCCUGGGCGUCGACGAUAUGAAGUACGUGGUCCGCCUUCUUCACUCGGCUCUGAAUCUUCCUCAGCAGCAGCUCAUCCAACACAGAGAGCUGCUGACCCGACAGGAAACGCUCCGACAGCAGCUGCAGCCGCUGGAGAAGGUACGACCACGAAAAUGACCAUUUACAGUAAAUUACUGCGAGAACGCAAAGUGACGGUAACAGAGCCGUUGUUAAAGGAGUAUGUUUGUGUUUGUAGGCGAGAAUGGAGAUGGCGAAGGAGGCGGACGCUAAAACAUCUGUUCUCGGGUGGGUGGGGCUUGCCUACCUGUCCUUUCAGGGUGGAUUCCUGGCUUAUCUCACCUGGUAAGUUUGGUCCCAAAGACUUUUUCUCAACUAGAUUACCUUCGCCGGGUCAGAGGGAAGGUCCUGCCUCAAGUGGAGGAGCUCAAGUAUCUCAGGAUCUUGUUCACGAGUGAGGGUAGGCUGGAGCGGGAGAUCGACAGGCGGAUCGGAGCGGCGUCAGCAGUGAUGCGGACGUUUAACCGAUCAGUGGUGGUGAAGAAAGAGCUGAGCCGUAAGGAGAGACUCUGGAUUUACCGGUCGAUCUACGUGCCGACCCUCAUCUAUGGUCAUGAACUUUGGGUAAUGACCGAAAGAACAAGAUCGCAGAUACAAGCGGCUGAAAUGGGUUUCCUCCUCAGGGUGUCCGGGCUCAGCCUUAGAGAUAGGGUAAGGAGCUCGGACACUCGGGAGGCGCUCAGAGGAGAACCGCUGCUCCUCCACGUCCAGAGAAGUCAGCUGAGGUGGCUCGGGCAUCAGGUUAGGACGCCUUCUGGACGCCUCCUGUUAGAGGUGUUCCAGACAUGUCCCACCGGGAGGAGACCUCGUGGUCGGCCCAGGACCAGGUGGAGGGAUUAUAUCUCUCACCUGGCCUUGGAGCGCUUGGGAAUCCCCCCGGAGGAGGAGCUGGUGGAAGUGGCUGGGGUGAGGGCCGUCUGGGCUUCCCUCCUGAAGCUGCUGCCCCUGUGACCCGGCGCUGGAUAAACAGAAGAAAACGAACGACAGUAUUUUGUCAUUUACAGAGUGAUAAAAAGAGAAAUCCAAAAAUUUGGUUAGAAUUUUUUUAGGGUUAGGUGUUUUUUUUAUUCAUAAAUGCACCCACCUAUCCUGGAAUCCUGAACCAGCCAAUGAUGUGGGGCGGCUUUGCCCAGUACUGAGCUCGGGUUCAAACGUGUGUGUUUGUGUUUGUGAAGGUUUGUGUUCCCAUGGGACGUCAUGGAGCCGGUCACCUACUUCAUCACCUAUGCCACCAGCAUGAUCUUCUUGAGCUACUACAUCCUGACCAGACAGGUAGGAGUCCUGGAGAUACUCGAGUUAACCAGUGUCUUUAAAAACAGGUUCUGACCCGGUUCAGAAAAGCAGCAUAGCUACACCUGGUUACUCUGAUACUCCAUCUGUUUAUACGUCUGUUUGCAGGACUUUAUCUAUCCAAAGGCCCGGGACCGUCAGUUCCUUCAUUUCUUCCACCGUUCAGCGUCCCACCAGAAAUUCAACGUCCAAAAAUACAACGAGCUCAGAACCGAGCUGGCAAAGGUGACAAACACGCCAACACUCAUAACGUCGGCCCAGCACACAGCAGGGUCCAGAUUUACAACUAUGCAUUACUUAAAAGACGUUAAACCAUUUUAACCAACAGUCAUUAGUCACACAUGGAUAAUUUGGAAACUACCUGAAAAGUCCUACAUCACUAUUUUGAAUGAUUUAUUUGUCGAGCACUUGCGCCGUCUCAACUCUUUUGCACAAUAAAUUGCACCAAAAAGUUGUGACUAAAGUGCACUAAAGCCUCCCGGGGUGGUGCAGAUGGUCGGCGGAUUACCCCGACUGUUGACAGUCCUCACACAACAAGAGUUCAAUGACUUGUUAAAGUGGGCGCAUUUAACUGUUAUUUUACUGCGCUUUUAUCUUUUCUUUUGUUUUUUUUAUGUGUCACUUAAAUCCUGCUCAGAUUUAGUCGGAUGAUUUGGAAACUACCUAAAAAGUCCUACAUCACUAUUUUGAAUGAUUUAUUUUGUUCAGCACUUGCGCCGUCUCAACUCUUUUGCACAAUAUAAAUCGCACCGAAAAGUUGUGACUAAAGCGCAUUAAAACCUCCUGAGGUGGUGCAGAUGUUCAGCAGGUUACCCCGACUGCAGAAAGGCUGCGCACGACGAGAGUUUAAUGACCUGCUAAAGUGGGCGCAUUUAACUCUCUGGUUAAUGCGCUUUUGUAUUUUCUUUAGUUUUUCUUUGUCACUUUAAUCCUGCUCAGAUUUAGUCAGAUUAGUUUGAAACUACUUAAAAAAUCCUCCAUCACUGAUUUGAAUAUUUUAUUUGUCGAGCACUUGCGCCAUCUCAACUCUUUUGCACAAUAUAAAUUGCACCGAAAAGUUGCAACUAAAGCGCACCAAAGCCUCGGAGGAUGUUUGGAGGAUUACUCCGACUGUAGAAAGGCUUCACACGAAGAGUUCAGUGACCUGUUAAAGUGGGCGCAUUUAACUCUCUGUUUAAUGCGCCCUUUUAAUAGGUCACAACAUUCUGCACCGCUGCCUUCAGUCAGUCUGUUUCCAUGACAGUCGAGAAAACCGAUUUAUUGCCUUAUUCCGAUAAAGACCGGACAACUGAAGGUCAUGUAAACAUCUUAGUCCGACUGUAAUCGGAGUUUGAGAACUUUGAUUAAACACCCAGAUAAUGUGAUUGGAAUUCGAUUUUCUCUACCAUGUAACCAGCGUAGUCGGAGUAUGAUCGGACAGUGCAUGUGCUUGUGCGCCACGCCCCAGUAACCCCAGAACAAUAACACCAGAGAAGAGGAGCAGAACUUAAUCCGAUUAAACUGUGCAUGAAAACGCACCGACUGAAGGGUGCGUUACUGUCGGAUAUUUAUCGUGGCGUUUUAAACCUGCAGACCUGACCUCUAACGGACGUCUUCUGUGUGCAGGUGGAGGCGGAUCUCGGGAGGUUGAGGAGCAUCAUACUGCCGCCCUCGGAUCAGAACCAGCCUCAGAACUCCCCCUGAUGAUUCCCCUUUUUAAUGUGAUAAUUUUGUUCCUUAUUUGCACAUUUUGUUUAUAGAGUUAUUGAUUUCUUACAUUUUUUAGGACUUUUGACAACAGACAAUAAAAAGUCCAAAACGCUCCACGCUCUCGUUCUUCCAAA